CCCGAUUGAUUCGGGAGUGGGAGUGUGCAGAGGAAACUAGAAGCUCGCCCGGCUCUGCUACCAAAAGCAGACAAAGAAGAUGGAUGCCCAGGAUCUGAGGGUAGACAGCAUUGCCACGACACUAUUGAAGGAGGAAGAAGGACGUCCUCGGACUGAGCCUGUCGAGGAAACAGAAGAUGUGGUGAUAAUGGAGGAGCAGCAGGAAAAGAAGAUCAAGCUUGGUAUCAACAUCAAUGCCGAGCUUCGGUCAAGAAUCAUUCAGGUACUCAGGGAGAACUUCGUGGUGUUCGCAUGGAGUGUCGAGGACAUGCCCGGAGUCAGUAAGUCUCUAAUCACCCACCGCCUCGCGGCGGUGGGAGGGGAGGCGGAACCCAAUACUCUCUUGAGUGAUGUCAUCAGCAUGUCCUCCACUGCCACAUUCAAGACAUGCGAUGACCAGUUCCAGGACUAACUUGUAAUCAUUCUUCAAAUCUGAUUUCUUCACUGGGCCGAGGGGAUUUGCCCAGAAAUCCCAAUAGUCUUCCAAUCCAGAUUCUUGGCCGGAAGUCUCCCAAUUUCACUUCCAGUAUUGGGAAGAUGAAGCUUCUUCUGCAAUUUCUUCUGUGAAAUUUUCACUUUGGCCCCUCCAACAGUGGACUUGAUAAUUUGAAUCGUCCUCUGUGGAUUCUUCUUCGAUUGGACAGUCUUGACCUUUCCGUU
This is a messenger RNA of Cuscuta campestris, 699 nucleotides long. The record is from the annotation of a GenBank genome assembly. NCBI's taxonomy places the organism in Eukaryota, Viridiplantae, Streptophyta, Magnoliopsida, Solanales, Convolvulaceae.